Harpia harpyja (harpy eagle) is the source of this 896-nucleotide messenger RNA. RefSeq names its product transmembrane protein 220 (gene TMEM220). The transcript is spliced from 6 exons. Bases 14 to 508 code for a protein of 164 amino acids. The record is from RefSeq and is a predicted model, not a curated record. Lineage: Eukaryota; Metazoa; Chordata; Aves; Accipitriformes; Accipitridae.
GCCGGUGGCGGCCAUGGCGGGCGGUCGGGCGGCGCGGCGGCUGUGGCGGCUCUGCAACCUCCUCAUGGCCGCUUUCUUCGGGCUGGCGGCCGCCGUGCAGGUGAACGACCCCGACGCCGGGCUGUGGACAGUUGUCUACUUAGUGCCAGCUGCCCUGACGCUGCUUGUCAGCGUUAAGCCUUCAAUAACAGAUAAUGGUGUUUGGAGGAGCCUCUGUGACCUUCAUUCUGCUGGUUGUAUUAUUGGGACCUUUGCCUUGGCUUGUUCUUUGUUUGCUUAUGCUCAAGGAAACAUUUUGCACGAAGAGGAAGGCAGAGAGUUGUUUGGUCUGGUGAUUAUUACAAUAUGGAUGAGUCUUUGUCGCAGUUCAGCAAAGAACCCACUGGGUGGAGUUCGCUUGAUUGCUGCAAUUGUGGUUGCCCUCUUCCCAUUUGUUUCGUGGCUGUACAUUUAUGUGAACAAAGAGAUGCGAGCAUCUUGGCCAACGCACUGUAAAACAGUGAUUUAAUUGGGUGGGAGAAAGUAUCGAAUAAAUAUUCUGACCUUACUUGCCUUUGCUUUUGGUUCUUAACAAAAGGUUAGUAUCAGUUUGAUAGGACCCAAGAAUGCCUGACUGAUUCCAGCAGUGCGGUUUGAGGUUUGUUAAAAAAACUGAGGAACACUGUCAAAUCUGAGCAGAGAAUUCUUCCAUGAAAACUGUUGUUCAGCUGGCUUCUUCAUACAUCUUCAAAGCACUGUUGAUCUAAUGUGUGUUCUAAUGGUAUAUUCAAGAUACCCUGGCAUCCUUGGAUCACUCUUCAACCACCUUGUACUUUGGGAAAUCUACUGUUCUGUAACAUAACAGAAAAGUAAAGCAAACACUUUCUUUCAAUAAAUGACUAUUUACAGCCAUAAAA